Messenger RNA from Podarcis lilfordi (Lilford's wall lizard), 21893 nucleotides. NCBI's taxonomy places the organism in Eukaryota, Metazoa, Chordata, Lepidosauria, Squamata, Lacertidae. The record is from the annotation of a GenBank genome assembly.
GCGCCGUCGAGGGCGCUCGAUCGGGAGUCCGCCCUAGGCGGGCAGCGGGUGUCUGCAGGGCGCGCCUCCCUCCGGGCCCAGGGCGGCACCAGGAGGGAUGGCGCUGGUACAGCUGUUCGCGGGGGCCGGGCUUCGAGGCGGAGCCGGGCGGAGGACGCAGGAGCCCGGCUGCGGUGCCCCGCCACGGCCACCUCGGCGGGAGGGCAGCGUCGCGCCGGCCGCCCGCCCGUCCUCCCGCCCCGUCGCCCGGGAGUGGGAGCCGGGCUGCCCUCGGAAGGUGCUGCCCGGCUGGGAUGGCCGGCUUGAAGGGGCACUGCGCGCUUGGCACGGGGAGGAGCCAGGCUUUCCUAUGGGCACUGGUGGGUGGCACUGCAUGAGUUAGAAGAGAAGAUCCACGUGCUGGCGCAGGCUCUGGUUGGCACCAGCGGUGGGCAGCUGCAUGUGUGGGCUGGUGCCAAGGCAUCCCAAGGCAGCCUUGCCGUGGUGGUGAUGAUGCCCUCCUUGCUGGACAUCGCGGACUGACGGCAGAGAGUGGAGAGCUUGGGGGGAGAGAGGGCCAGGCAGCCCUGCGGGCAGCUGGCUUGCCAUGGCCUGGCGCCGCCUUGCCAUCUUGCUUGGGCUUUGCUUGGCCAGCUGCCUUUGGCGUCCCGCUCGGGGCUGCGGCCCAGGCAGGGGGCCAGUGGGGCGCAAGCAGUCUAGCCGCAAGAACCUGACCCCGCUGCAGUACAAGCAGUUUGUCCCCAACGUGGCAGAGCAGACCCUGGGCGCCAGCGGGAAGGCAGAGGGCAAAAUCGGACGCCGCUCGGAGCGCUUCAAGGACCUGGUGCCCAAUUACAACCCGGACAUCAUCUUCAAGGACGAAGAGAACACAGGGGCAGACCGGCUGAUGACUGAGGUGGGUGCUGCUGGUUGGUUGGGCAAAGGUGGAGCCCAGAUCUCUGAGGGCCUUUGACACAUCCAGGGCUUAAUUUGACACAGGUCUCGGCCUCAUAUAUUUGAAGCAAUAGCAAAAUAAAAGCAUAGUGUCUGUAAGUAUAUGCUGACCACCUUUCCACUCUCUACUAACUAGAAUAAGACUUAACACAUCACUGCGAUAUCCACAUUAGAGGAUAUGACCUCAUCAGGUUUCAUUAUCUCUUUCUAUGAGUAUUAAUCACUGGUCUCUCCCAUAAUUCCCAUGUAGGAAUUGAAGCUGGGCUGAAGCUCAAAUAAUCAAACACCAGUAGCUACCUGUAGACUAGUCUGUAGACUAGAUAAACUAGUUCUGCUGUUCUCUGUUUCAUCCAGAGAGAGAGAGAUUUUCCUGCUGGGCAGAGGCAGGUCUGAGUUGUAACCUGCUGUUUUCAGACUACGCUACUUGGUUCAGAGGGGAUCCUCAACAAACUUAAUUCUUUUGUGCCACCGCCAGGAACUCGGGCUUUGGGACCUUGAAAGGAGAGUGACAGAGCCUAUAGGAGCAGGUGGCAUUUGCUAACUCACGUGUCUGGGAUCAAUUGCUAGCAAUGAACUUUCACUAGGGAGUUAGUUAUUCUUCUUGGGCAAUCGGAUCUCUGGGAGAGUCACCUGCCUCUACUUCCUCAGGCAGGUUUAUAGCACUUGGCUAAUCUGAAAUCUCGCAUAUCCACUAGUGAAGGAAGGAGAGGAGGACCUAAUCCUAUCUGUCUCCUCAGCUGUGAAUGGUCUCCCCUUCAUCCUUUUCGCCCUUUGACAGUAUCUGAAAAGAACCUUUGAGGCAUUCAGAUAUCAAGCAGGAGAUACAUUAUCACCCUCUGGACUUAGUGCACACCCAUAAAACCUACAGCGGCCAGAAUGAACACUUGGUUUUUUAGAUGGUUCCCCCCCCCCCCAUUUUCUACCCUGCAGUAAACAACAUUCACAUGUGUUGCAGUGUAUGAGAGAGACUCAGGAGAUAAGUCUCAGUGUUGUGUCCGAAAGCGCUCCGAGGGCUUUUCUUCACACAAGAGAGAUAUUCUCUUAAAUGCAGAUAACUUUUGUGAACACCGUAUUCCAUGACCGCUGAAAUGCGUGGUCUUUAAUCUGCAGUACCAUCUUAUCUCUAGACGUUUGCUACACUUUGCAAGGAAUGACGGAAUAGCCCAAGGUGUUGUUGUUUUUGGUAUUAAUUAUUACUAAUAGCCGUAGCAACUUUUUCAUUUCUUAACACACACAGGCUAUCCUUUUCUCAGGGUACUUUAUAGUUGAAGUUAAGUUUUUAAUUCUGCAUCUUAACUGCCAUCAUUUUAUUAUUUUUUUGUGCUGUAAAAGUCUAUGAUCUUGAGGCACCUUGAAUGAUUUUAAAUUGAAAAGGGGGCAGGGGGUAAAAUGAAUAAAUUAAUUUCAGUGUAGGAAAGAAAAUAUGGACUGCACAUGUUUUCUCCAUGGAGACUGAUGAAUGCAUGAAAGAGUCAUGAUUGAUCAAGCGGUGGGGAAGUUAAACUUGAGUGUGUUUAAAUCAGGGCAUAAUACUGAGUGCCUUCUCUAUCUCCAGGACCUCAUACAGUCCCUGAAACUGGCACAGUGUAGGUACAAAACUGCUUCCAGCUCCUGUUUUAAGUUUCCUGGGAUUCAGAUGAAUCAGUAUUGGGAAGUGUGAGUGAUAAACCACUGAGACAGGCUGAGAAAAGGAGAACCUUUUCCCCUUUCUUUCUUUCUUUCUUUCUUUUUUGCAAACAUCCCAUUUCAGGCAAAACACAACUUUCAGAGAGUUACAUUUUAGUCUGGUCAAUUUCUAACUAGGAAAAAAACAACAACCCUGGAGCCGUCUCUCCAAUUUCCUAAUUGUUUAAUAUGCCCUGACCUUUGCUUUUGUUUUCUCCCUUGGACAUUUCCAACUCCCUCCUCAUUGUUUUCCUCUUUGGUUUCCUGAUGUCCUUGCAAUAAAAUAAUCCAAACUCAUCUCCGCGUGUUAACCCGCAAAAUCCAGAUCAGAUAGGCGACGCAACACACAAAGGACAUAAGCAAACAGGAGCUGUAAAGUACAUAACUUAAAAACUGGAUUGUAUCCAAUGGAUUGUACCCAGAGUUGACCCAUAGAUAGACCCAUGAACCUAGUCAUGUCCCAUCAGUAGCCAAUAGGUAGAUUGGGCACUGGACAAAUGUAUGAAGAACAGGGAGUAUGCGUCACGAGCAAUCUUAGAGAACCUCCAUGUUAAGAGGCAGUUAAGAGGCAUUUAAGAGGCAGUUAAGAGGCAGUUGGGACGCGGGUGGCACUGUGGGUUAAACCACAGAGCCUAGGACUUGCCGAUCAGAAGGUUGGCGGUUUGAAUCCCCGUGACGGGGUGAGCUCCCAUUGCUCGGUCCCUGCUCCUGCCAACCUAGCAGUUCGAAAGCACCUCAAAGUGCAAGUAGAUAAAUAAGUACCGCUCUGGCGGGAAGGUAAACGGCAUUUCCGUGCGCUGCUCUGGUUCGCCAGAAGCGGCUUAGUCAUGCUGGCCACAUGACCCGGAAGCUGUACGCCGGCUCCCUUGGCCAAUAAAGCAAGAUGAGCGCCGCAACCCCAAAGUCGGCCACGACUGGACCUAAUGGUCAGGGGUCCCUUUACCUUUGGAUAUCCACUGCCAGAGAGCCAGAUCAGAAGAGCAUUACAGUGGUACAUUAGUUCUCAAACAUCAUCCGUUCUGGAAGUCCGUUCUAAAACCAAAGCGAUCCAAAUCCAAAACCAAGGCACGCUUUCCCAUAGAAAGUAAUGCAAAACAGGUUAAUCCGUUUCAGACUUUUAAAAACAACCCCUAAAACAGCAAUUUAACAUGAAUUUUAAUAUCUAACGAGACCGUUGUUUCAUAAAAUGAAAGCAAUAAUCAAUGUACUAUACUAUAAAAUAAGUAAGACAGUAUUGUAGAUGAUGAAAAUUAAAAUUAAUAUUUUUUCUUACCUGCACUGAUGAUAGUCAUUGUAUAGAUGGGGGGCUUUUAUCCAUUUCUGCAGUCACACAAUCAGUCCGUAGCUGAACUGGGGUCCACACAGUCACAAAAAGAAAUUAACUGAAAAAGCCUCCAAAACAAAAAUGCAAAAUAAACAGCAAAAACAAAAGCACCAAAUACAAUGGUACCUUUUUGGUGUUUGGGAACCAAAGCGUUUGAGAACCAAGGUACCACUGUACUGUCUUUGUGCCUACCUUGUGUAAUUUUCUUUGGCUAUUUUGAAAAGCAAGGCUUAAGGCAUUUUAGUCUGAUCCACCAGGACUCUUUGUAUAUCCUUAGGGGGAAAUACUUGUUAAGAGAAGCCACACUGGUAAUAUGGUUCUAGUUAGUCUUCGGGCGUUAAUGACAAUGAAACCUAUUGCUCCUGUCUACUCAGCUGUGCUCUGGAAAGUUCAGUAGUGUACACAAUAAUAUUCUCUUUCACUCUGAUCCUAGAGGACGUCUUAAAUUGGAAAAAUAGAGGUCUGUCUCUUUGCAUUUGUGUGAGGUCUCACCAACAUCUGAAGUUUCCUUUGGGUCACAGUGAAAACCUUUCUCGUUCCCAGUUCUAACAUAUAAUCCUGCAAAUGUGAACAAGGAAGACCUCCUGAAGUUUUGCACCUUGUCUGAUUUAGGCAGGACAGACCUGCAGAACCUGCUGCCUUUGAAGCCAAAUGCAACACGCCAAUUGGUGCCACAGUUUUUUGCCGCCUGCCUCGGACUCCAAAGUCUCUGAGUGAUGUUUGUGCGUUGAGCAUUUGACAGUCCACAGUAUGCAGCUGGUGAGCUGCAUUUGACUCGGUCCAAAUAUGUGCAGAUCUGUUGUUGUUUAGUCGUUUAGUCGUGUCCGACUCUUCAUGACCCCCUGGACCAGAGCACGCCAGGCACUCCUGUCUUCCACUGCCUCCCGCAGUUUGGUCCAACUCAUGCUGGUAGCCUCGAGAACACUGUCCAACCAUCUCGUCCUCUGUCGUCCCCUUCUCCUUGUGCCCUCCAUCUUUCCCAACAUCAGGGUCUUUUCCAGGGAGUCUUCUCUUCUCAUGAGGUGGCCAAAGUAUUGGAGCCUCUGCUUCAGGAUCUGUCCUUCCAGUGAGCACUCAGGGCUGGUUUCCUUCAGAAUGGAGAGGUUUGAUCUUCUUUCAGUCAUGGGACUCUCAAGAGUCUCCUCCAGCACCAUAAUUCAAAAACAUCAAUUCUUCGGCGAUCAGCCUUCUUUAUGGUCCAGCUCUCAGUUCCAUACAUCACUACUGGGAAAACCAUGGCUUUAACUAUACGGACCUUUGUUGGCAAGGUGAUGUCUCUGCUUUUUAAGAUGCUGUCUAGGUUUGUCAUUGCUUUUCUCCCAAGAAGCAGGCAUCUUUUAAUUGGUAUAUAACUUGUUUGACCAAAUAGCUUGGAGAGCUGUGAAUGGAAUUGCUUUUGUUUUCAUGUUUUGCAGAACUAUAUUCCUAGUUAAAUGCCCCCACCUUAAAUUGAGCAUACAAAGAAAUGACAGCUUCAAAUGGAAGAUUGGGGCAGAGGGAUAGAAACGGUGGGGAUUGAAAUAUAUAUAUAUCACGUUUUCAAGUUAGGAUGGGUGUUUUCUACAUCAGUGUAGCCUAAGAAAUAGGGAACUUGGGAACAGGGCAGUUGUGUGCUGCAAAUUCCUGGGCUAAAGGGUGCUACUGUUAAGGCACAAUUGUGCAGUACCAUUUCACCAGCAGACAUAACCUGGCAGAAACAUCAUGUCUGCAUCCUGCAGGUGUAAAAUGCAUACUGUUCCCCGUACUAGUUCCCCGCAAAGGUCCUAUUUAUUGUCUAUCAAUUUUGUCAGGGCAUCGGCGGAGGGAGGGGAGAAUGGGACAGUGACAUUUCGCCUUUUUGUGAAUAGAAAGCUGACUUCAUUCCAGUUUCCUGCUGCUGAGUCACAACAUGCCAUCCAAAAGCAGGGUGGGUGAGGGUUGGCAGCCGGCAUUUAACGUUUAAUAGCUAUGGGGGUGUUGAGAGAACAAAGGGAAGAAUUGCAGGAAGGUUGGCCGCAUCCUCUGGGGCACUGAGGACUGCCCUAAAUGGAGACAGGAAGCUGGACAGCGUGGGCUUCAGCUCCACUGCAAAUAUUCCAGAGGGCGCUUCCAUUUUGGAGGUAUUUUGUUCAUGCUCAGGAGCUGAUGGUCAUAUCUGGGGUUGACUAGGUCAGAUCGGACAGAUAUCCCGGUUUGUUUGGGUCUUCUGAAAAUAUUGCAUUUCUCGUCUCACUGACCCAGGUUGUCAGCAGCUCUCAGCUCUUUGAGAGCUUCUGUCCCAUGGUUGCCUGCUGCAAUCUGGAUGGGGGGGGGUCACUCAGAGGAGGAGGAUCCUGUAGUCCAUUGGCCAUGCUGCCUGGGGCUGACAUAGUUCAGCAACACCUAGAGCAGGGAUAGGCAACCAAAGGCCCGGGGACCGGAUCCAGCCCAAUCGCCUUCUAAAUCCGGCCCGCGGAUGGUCCGAGAAUCCGCAUGUUUUUACAUGAGUAGAAUGUGUGCUUUUCUUUAAAAUGCAUCUCUGGGUUAUUUGUGGGGCAUAGGAAUUCAUUCAUUAUUAUUUUUCAAAAUAUAGUCCGGCCCAUUUUCUCACACCCCCCCCCCCCGCAAAAUAUAGUCCAGCCCACCACAUGGUCUGAGGGAUAGUGGACCGGCCCAUGGCUGAAAAAGGUUGCUGACCCCUGACUUAGAGGGUGUUCGGGCAGCGAGCAGGGCUAGAGGGCAUCAUGGUUCCUUUCUCUUGUGAUGCCAUGAUGGUUUUACAGUUGGGACAUAAAGCAGGGACCACAGAUAAUAUAUAUCAGACAUAUCCAAUGCGUCAAUCGCGAUUGACAGGUAGAUCCUGCAAUGAAUUCUGGUCGAUCACCAGCCACCCUCCACUGGAGGUGUUGGGAGGGGAUGUUUUGACGUUCCACGUGCGCCCACCCCUCCCCUGCUGGCGCGCGCGCGCGCACGGCACACCCUCCCUGCAUCCACCCCCACUGUGUCGGGGAAGCAGCCGGCAUAGGGGGAAAAGGGCACCCUCCCUCCUUGCACCCAUCCAUGUCACCUCAGGGGAAGCAGCCAGCGCCCACCCGCCCUGCACCCAUCCCUGGGUGGUAGAUCACUGCCAGUUUUUAUAUUGGAUCGUGGAUCACAGUCAACUUGAAGUUGGACAUGCCUGAUAUACAGUGGUACCUCGGGUUAAGUACUUAAUUUGUUCCGGAGGUCCGUACUUGGCCUGAAACUGUUCUUAACCUGAAGCACCACUUUAGCUCAUGGGGCCUACUGCUGCUGCUGCUGCACCGCCAGAGCAUGAUUUCUGUUCUCAUCCUGAAGCAAAGUUCUUAACCUGAAGUACUAUUUCUGGGUUAGCGGAGUCUGUAACAUGAAGCGUAUGUAACCUGAAGCAUAUGUAACCCGAGGUACCACUGUAUAUGAAUCUAUAGCAGGGGUGGGAGACUUCAGACCCAGGGGCCAGAUACAGCUCUCCCCUGGCUUUGUUUCUGCUUCAUGGGACUCUCCUCAUACCCUAUCCCCAGCCACGGACCCUCGCCCCAGGCUCCACCCACCCAACUCAGUUUUGCACCCCUUCUUGAGUGUUUAUGUCGGGCUGGAAUGUGUCCCUGAAGUCUGAUAGUGCAUUUUGCUUCCCGGGAUGGAGGACAGCGAAGGGUGUUCGUAUCAUGGAAUCUUAGAAUUGUAGAGACCCCAGGGGUCACCUAAAUCCAACCCCCUCCAACGCAGAAAUCUCAGCUAAAGCAUCCGUGGCCGUCCAACCUCUGCUUUAAAAGCUCUAAGGAAGGAGAGCCCACAACGUCCCAAGGGAGACCGUUCCACUGUUGAACAGUUCAUCCUGUAAGAAAGUUCUUCUGAAUCUCCUUUCUUGUGACUUGAAGCCGUUGGAUUGAGUCCUACCCUCCAGAACAGGAGAAAAUGAACUUGCUCCAUCUUGCAUGUGACAGCCCUUGAAACAUUUGAGACAGUCUCCUCUCAGGCUCCCCUAUUCCAGGCUAAGCAUACCCAGCUCCCUCAACUCUUCCUCAUAAGGCUUGGCUUCUAGAGCCUUGUGGAAAAUGCUCUCCUGUACAAAAGGUACUUCUUACAUUCCUUGCUCUGUUUUCUCUGACCUCUGCUUCCUCCCCUCAACAUAUGGCCCCUGAGAGGUUACCCAGCGAAGAUUGUGGCCCUCAGGCUGAAAAACACUCCAUGGCUCUGUGUUAUAACCUUACCACCAGUGGUAUGGAGACAUGCUUUCACUUGCUAGAGCAAAGCUCCAGUAAAUGCAUUUUUUUAAAUAAAAAAACCCCUGCUCCAAUAAAUAGGGACAGUGGCAAAUUAAGGAAAUGGUAGCAGAAUCAAUCUGGGGAAGAGGCAAAGCAGAUUUGCAACUCUGAAACCCUCCUUCAUGAUGACUUAAGAAGAGGAUCAAUUUUUAAUAUGUUUGUACUAUCCCUAGCUUCAAUAAUUUGAUCCCAGUGAACAAAUGCAAACAAGACAACUCUACCAAACAUGCAAGUGAGUCUGCAACCUCAUGUUGAUACUUCCAGCCUUGCUCUUGUGAUAUGAAAAUAAUUUCAAGGCUACUUCAAACUGCUACUUACAUGGUUUUUUUUGUUUUGUUUUUUGUAAAAAGAGCUUCUCUUUCCACCUAGACUUGUGCUGGCUCUCAUGCUUUCAAACCUGCUUCUUGAAAGUGAGAGAUAAGAUCUGUGGAACCAUUUAAAAUCCCCUCUCCCAGUCUACCUUUGAUGCUCACUCAAUUAUAUUGUAUUCAGGGGAGUCAGGUCAUCCUAAAGCAAUUAGUGGGGGGGAAAUCUCACCGAAGAAAAGAUUGCCAAGUAAAAGUUACAGGAAGAGAGCUUUCUGAGCUGUCGAUAUUCCAUCUUAGGACCCUGUCCUGAACCUUUAGCUUCUUCUCUGUGUUUGCUGAUCUCCAAUUCUGUGAACCACCCUGAGACCCCUGGGUAUAGGGCGGUAUAUAAAUUCAUUCAAUCAAUCAAUUUAAAAAUUGCUUUUAUUUUCAAGAAUGUAGAACAUUACACCCAUUUCCUGCUGAAAUGUUUGCUGAAGUUGUCUCUACACUCUUCUGGGUAAUGAGUGCAAAAAGCACAGAGAUGUCUUAAUAAGCAGUCCACAAUUGUGUUUUUAAUUACAGUGGUAUCUCGGGUUAAGAACCUCAUGUGCCCAGAGGUAUGCUGGUGUGGGGCACCUCACGUCACUGUGGGAAAUGGAAGUCCACCAGCGGGCACUUGGCUGAGGAGCUACUCAAACCUGAAGCUGGCCCAAAUGCGUCUCUCAUGCAUAAUGGGGAAACCUAUGGAUGCCCUGCCUGCCCCUGUACCUCUGCCACUGCCUCAAGUGGCAAAAUGGGACUUGCUAGCCCAGGAAUUGAGGGGAAGACUGGCAGCCUGAUGGACACACAAAGAUGUUGAAAGAGAUUGAGGAAGAUGUGUGUUUGCCUAGGUAGGAGAGCUGGCACUGGGAGGGAUAAAUAAUAAUAAUAAUAAUACAGUGGUACCUCGGGUUAAGAACAUAAUUCGUUCUGGAGGUCCGUUCUUAACCCGAAACUGUUCUUAACCUGAAGCACCACUUUAGCUAAUGGGGCCUCCUGCUGCUGCUGCGCCGCCAGAGCACGAUUUCUGUUCUCAUCCUGAAGCAAAGUUCUUAACCCGAGGUACUAUUUCUGGGUUAAGGGAGUCUGUAACCUGAAGCGUCUGUAACCCGAGGUACCACUGUAUAUUAUGAUCCUUAAUUAUUACAUUCGGGUUUAUUGAACUAAGUCAGGGGCAGACCCACUGAAAUGGGUGAGUUAUGCCCAUUAAUUUUAAUGGUUCUAUUCUUAGUAGGCCGAAAGCCCCUUCUGCUCUGUACAUUGAAAGCAGUCUCAUACCACCUCAAACAGUCAACGUUCCUCCCGCAAAAAAUCUGGGAACUGUAGAUUGUUAAAGGUGCGGAGAGUUGUUAGGAAACUCCUAUUCAUUUCACAGAGUAGUUUAACAAUCAAUCCCUUUUCCUAGGGGACUCUGAGAAGUGUAGGUUUGUUCAGGCAAUAGUGUUCUCAGCACUCUUAACAAACUUACAGCGCCCAGGACUCUUUGAUGGAAGUCAAUACUAUUUAAAGCGGCAUGUUGGUGCUUUAAAUUUAGGUAAAAGGUAAAGGACCCCUGGAUGGUUAAGUCCAGUCAAAGGUGACUAUGGAGUGGCGGUGCUCAUUUUGCUUUCAGGCCAAGGGAGCCGGCGUUUGUCCACAGACAACUUUCUGGGUCAUGUGGCCAGCAUGGCUAAACCGCUUCUGGCGCAAUGGGACACUGUGACAGAAAGCAAAGCGCACGGAAAUGCCGUUUACCUUCCCACUGGAGCAGUACCUAUUUAUCUACUUGCACUGGCCUGCUUUCGAACUGCAAGGUUGGCAGGAGCUGGGGCAGAGCAACAGGAGCUCACCCCAUCGCGAGGAUUCGAACCAUGGUCCUUCUGAUCGGCAAGCCCAAGAGGCUCAGCGGUUUAGACCACAGCGCCAGAGGGUGAAGCCUUAGUUGGAUUCAGCUCAUGAUGCACAUGGAUUUAGUUUUUUGUAGUUCCCUCAGGCUUCCCACCACCAAGUGUCUGGCUUCCCAGAGCUGCGUGAAUGGCUUGCAUAAGGGAAUCAUAGAAUUGUAAAGUUGGAAGGAAUCCCAAGGGUCAUUCAGUCCAACCCCCUGCAAUGCAGGAAUCUUUCACCCAACAUGAGACUCGAACCCAUGACCCAGAGUUUUAAGAGUCUCAGGCUCUUCCAAGUGAGCUGUUGUACAUCCAGAUCUCCAUUGGCUCCCAGUACGUUUCCGAGCACAAUUCAAAGUGUUGGUGCUGACCUUUAAAGCCCUAAAUGGCCUCGGUCCAGUAUACCUGAAGGAGCGUCUCCACCCCAUCAUUCUACCCAGACACUGAGGUCCAGCGCCGAGGGCCUUCCGGCGGUUCCCUCAUUGCAAGAAGCCAAGUUACAGGGAACCAGGCAACGGGCCUUUUCGGUAAUGGCACCCGCCCUUUGGAACGUCCUCCCACCAGAUGUCAAAGAGAACAACAACUAGCAGACUUUUAGACGACAUCUGAAGGCAGCCCUGUUUAGGGAAGCUUUUAACGUUUGAUGCAUUAUUGUAUUUUGAUAUUGUGUUGGAAGCCACCCAGAUGGGCAGUGUAUAAAUAAUAAAUUAUUAUUAGUAGUAUUAUUAUUUAUCCCUUGUUACGUGGAUUCUGUUUGGGUUGAGAUCCUGAAAACAGAUUUAAAAGCCGGCUAAUAGAUUUUGGGGCUGAACCUUCUGUGAUUUGCAUUUGUCUGUAAAAUGUACAAGAGGGCAGGUGUCUCCGAUAGCCUCCAGCGAUCAAGCCAGCUUGGAUAAUUUUUGGCUGGGGAACGAGUCUGUUCCGCGAUGAGGCCCAUGAAUGUGAGUGGGCAGGGAGACGAUUUUUUUUUUAAUCAAAUGGCCUUCCAGCAAGCUUCGUAGUUCCUUGCAGCUCACAAUCAGCAGAGACAAACCAGCCGCUUGGUCUGGAUGCCUUCUGCUCCGUUCGCUGGGUGCCGAAGGAACCCCAGUAGGAGUAGCAGGGGGAGGAUUGGUCAACCCGGCAAGGUCCCAUCUAUGACACGUCCUACGGUGCCCUUUCCCCCCCGCUGCACUGACACCAGCGCAGGGAGCGUGGAGCAGCUGAAAGAGUCCUUUGUGGCAAAGUUGAUGAUUUUGCUGUUAUUACCCGAGGAGCUUGAAUUCUCGCUGCGUUGAGUAAUUCUGGGCCUGGAAAACAGCUAUUGUCCUCCGGCCCAGGAGCCGAUGGAAAGUGUCGCACAUUCCUCUUUGGGCUUUGAGCGUGCUCCUUUCACUAUAGAUAAGGCUUAUAUUUCCCUUUCAUUAAACGCCAUCUCUCUCUUUUCUGCACCACCCUACUAGAACGGUGCUCACAUCUCCAUCGCCUGGCUCUUUCUAAGAAGAGAUUGUGCCGUUUGGCCAGACGUUUACCUUGUCUGUGUGUGGAAGAAAUCGGUUUGCCAGCCAUGGGGGUGGGGGGCAGAGAGUUUAUGGGACAGAGGCAGUGAGCUAGCUGCAUACAAUCUACCCAUCGGUUGCCUUGAAGAGGAGUUAAAAUUUCUGGAUGGCACAGCUUUUAUCAUCUUCCCAUAGAGCUUUAUCUGGCUUUCAAACCUUUGUUUCAAAUUGUUGUAAUUUUGCAUCAUGAGAAAAUCAGGGAGUUGCAUUUUUAAUACCUUCCUUCCUUCCUUCCUUCCUUCCUUCCUUCCUUCCUUCCUUCCUUCUUUCUUCAUCUGUGCCUAACAACAACAACAACAACAAUUUUAUUAUUUGCACCCUGCCCAUCUGACUGGGUUCCCCAGCCACUCUGGGCGACUUCUUAUAUAAAAACAUAAUAAAACAUUACACUUUAAAAAGCUUCCCAUUGCACGUUAAAAAGCUUCUAGCCUGUUAUAGGGCUAUUCCUGCUGUAACUGCAUCUUAAUGCUGAUCACAGGAUCUCUAUAUGAACAAGUUAUUUUAUAUGUCGCCAAACUGCACCGCAAAAAUUAUCCUCAUAUAAGCAGAUUUGGCUAUUUUUUUAAGUCACAGGAAUUGUGUGUGCAUACGCAUGUGUGUAACUGCAUCGCAUGCAACAGAUGAAACCGUUAAUUCAUUUAAUUGUAUGCUGCUUUUCUGUGCGCACAAAAAAUCAGGUUCAAAGUGGCUUGCAACAAAGAAACAGGGACGUUUUUCAAGGAAAUGCUAUGAAAGCAAUCUUGUAAUCAUAGCAAAACAGUUGUGAAUAUAAUAACAUACCAAAACACUAUAUUCCGAUACCAUAAAUAUAACAAGAUUAUUUAAACAACAUAAUGCAAUACGAAAAAUAACUACUGUAUGUACUUGGCAAUGGGAGGAGAGGGGAGAGACCUGGCAGAACAGUCACUUUAAAAAUCUGAAUUCUGUGUCCUACAUUUUCAAAAGUGGCAAGGCCAACCAUAAAUUAUGCAGAUUUGCAUCUGGUUGCACAUUUAGCUCCAUUCCAGUUUUGCAGAUCACGGGUUAGUGGUACUUCAGCAUCGCCCUCCUGGAAACUGCGAUCUUUUUAUUUUAUUUUUACAGUUCACCUUCUGCCUUUGUUUUGAUGAUUCACUGAUUUUAGAGUUCUUGUUGUUGUUGUUCGUGUUGUCUUUUAAAUGCAAUUAAUAGUUGGGGCUCUUGCAGCUCUACAAAUUCUACGAUCCUGUGACCUCCGCUUCCACUCUCCUGCUGUGCUGCCAACACAAAAUCCAUAAAAUGGAAGGCUCAAUCCAUUUCCAUUCAAAGGAAAAAUGGACAAGUGCUUUUCCAGUUCCACUUCCAUCACCCUGACCCUCCCCUCCCUCCCAAACUGGGAAUAUUGGCACUGGUUGUUCCUGUUUCAUCAAGGCUACACCCUGUCCGUGAUACGAUGAUAGCACUCUAUUUGCACUGGUAGCACAAAUGAAAGCGAUAAAAACGUUCUUGUUUUUGUUCCAAUCCCUUGGAAAACUAACUGUUAUGGCUUCACCUUAGGAACUGAGAUAGGCGCUCACGCAUUGUCCUUGUGUGACACAACUUAUCUCCACGCAUUUCCAUUUUUUCUAGUCCCAGCAGGGGGCACUGUAAUAACUGGACCAAGGAUGUGGUUGGAACUACAGGGGAUGCCUGUGGUUCUUUCAUCGCAGGAGAUAACUAUGCAAAGUGAUGACGAGAAAAUGGAUGCAAUCAUCCAGAUAUCUUUUCUCUCCCAGUUCCCAGAAGCUGCCUCUUCUUCUUCUUCUUCUUCUUCUUCUUCUUUGGCGAUCACUCGUAGCCGAGUAAGAUUGUCUUCCAUAAACACAGUUUUAGCAGUGAGUCCAUAAGUGACUGUGGAGGCCAGUUCUGGAUCCACACAUCCUUCCACACUGGGGACAUAGGUUUCCAGGCGGGAGUUGAUCACGGUGUGGAUUUGCCAAGCGUGCCUUCCUCUUAGCAUGUUUCUCCCUUUCGUCUCGAGUUUGAGCGUCUUCAGUGCUCAUGGCACCUUUGGUAAAGGCUGUUCUCCAGUUGGAGCGCUCACAGACAAGUGUUUCCAAGUUGUCAGUGUUUAUCCUACAUUAUUUAGAUUUGCCUUGAGAGUGUCUUUAAACCUCUUUUGUUGACCACCAGCAUUACGCUUUUCAUUUUCAAGUUUGGAAUAGAGUAGUUGCUUUGGAAGACGAUCAUCAGGCAUCCGCACAACAUGACCAGUCCAACAAAGUUGAUGUUGAAGAAUCAUUGCUUCAACACUGGUGAUCUCUGCUUCUUCCAGUACCCUGGCAUUAGUUUGCCUGUCUUCCCAAGCGAUGUGUAAAAAAAUUUGGCGACACCAUUGAUGGAAUCUUUCGAGGAGUUGGAGAUGGCGUAUAUCAUCACCACGCUAGUCUCUUGCGGCAAAAGCAAUAGUCUUUCGGCACCUUUAUUAAAGGCAUUUUAAAAAAACCAUGUUUAUGGUAUGAACUUCAUGCAUCCAACGAAGAUGAUUCUACUCCAUGAAAGCCAUGUUAGUUUUUAAGAUGCCACAAGCGUCUUAGGGAUUUCAUUUGAAACAGGCUGUUAAAAAGCAAGGUCCUGGUUCAAUUUAGGCCUACAGGGGGAGCUGCUGGAAGUAGUGGCCGGAGGAACAAAGAAAAGCAAGCAGGAUUUUGCUCAGGUCCCAAAAUUUCUAUAUCUGCCCACUCUUCACCCUGCACAGACUAAAGCAGGUUAAUUAAAAACUAGAGAGCAAAUCAGAAUGUGUUUUUCUCAGGGCAGCUAGUAACAAACAACUGCUUUUUUCCACAUGGCUGCUCCAGGAAGGAGGUAGGCUAAUCUCAAAGAGUUAAUGGUUAAUUCUCAGUGGCCAGGCCCACUGGCUCCCUCACCCCCUGCUUUAAAAAGCUUGCUUUCCUAGGUUGUUUUUAUAAACUGACCUCGCAGCAAUCGGAGGGUGGAGGGGAAAGUGUAUUAAAGCUGCUUAGAAAAUAUUUCCGAGAAAAUAAACAAAUGCUUUCAGAGCAGAAUUGUGUUUGUUCUAAAGCAAAACCUUAUUGGGCUCCUGAAAACUUUCUGCAAUUGCAUUUUUGAUUGCAAGGUGCUUCUCUGAUUAUUUUGCUCUCCUUCUUGUCAGAUACGGCAUUUGAUAAUUAGAUUUAGCAGAGAAAAGGCUUGAAAGGUGAGAAGGCAGCUAUUCCGGAACUGGUACCUUCUUGCUUUCCUUAGUUAUUUUCAUUUCCAACUGCAAAAGCUUGUUGCAGCUAACAGCUUCUUCCAGGUAUCAUGUGCUCCCCCUUCAGAGGGUGGAUCUACACACAAGGAAAAACAACAAUGCUAUAAAUAAGUCAUAAAUUAAAUGUUAUAACCAAAGAAAAAAACUCUAUUUAAAAUCUCAUAGGAAAGUUUUUUUGCUCUACAACGCCACCUGGUGUUGCAUAUUUAUAACACAUUUAAAAUGCUGUUUUUUGACUGAUGUCCAGAGUCUCUCCCUUAGAGCACUUUCCCCGCCCAUGUGCAAAGCACGAAUGUUCAGUGUUCCCUCCACCUCUGCUUCCUGCAGCGUUGCAAGGACCGGGUGAACGCCUUGGCCAUUGCGGUGAUGAACAUGUGGCCGGGAACGAGGCUGCGAGUGACGGAGGGCUGGGACGAAGACGGACACCACCUGCCCAACUCCUUGCACUACGAAGGCCGGGCGCUGGACAUCACGACAUCCGACCGCGACAGGGAGAAAUACGGGAUGCUGGCCCGCUUAGCCGUGGAGGCUGGUUUCGACUGGGUUUACUACGAGUCCAAGGCGCACAUUCACGUGUCUGUGAGAGCAGGUAAACAGGAGGAAGGAGCUCAAGUUGGGGUUCCCAGUUCUGGAAAAAGGGUGGCGGAGGAGAAUCCUAUUAGUGAGAUUUGCACAAGAGGCCAUGAAUGUGAGGGUUGUGGGAUGCAUCUCCCAUUUUGGGAAAGGGCAGGUAUCACAUGCACUGUUUAAGGAACGGGAGCAAGACCAAACUUUAUUAUUUUUUUUUAAAUGAUAUUUAUUAAAGUUUCAAAAGAAGGAUACAUAAAUAAGAAAAAGAAAAAUACAAAAUACAAAAAAAAAACCAUUUAAAAACAAUUCCAUCUUUUCAUCACUUCUCUUUCAUUUACUUGUUUCCCGGACCUCCUCAUACCUCCCUUUUUUGUAUUCCAGUUCAAUUUAUUAGUUCAGCAAUUCCUUUCCCCCUUAUUUAAUCCUGAUCUUUAAUCUUAAUAUAUUAUAACAUUAGGUUUUUACGUAUUGAAAAUCCAAUUUUUCCAUAUUCUUUUAUACCAUUACAGCUAGAAACCACUUGACUUCAAUCCAACAUCAUUCUAACAUUCAUUAAUUUUGCGAGACCAAACUUUAGGACAUUUUUGCUACCUUAGUGUGUGUGUGUUUUUUGUUUUAAAAAUUUAUCGUAUUUUUCGCUCCAUAAGAUGCACCAGACCAUGAGGCGCACCUAGUUUUGGGAGGAGGAAAACAAGAAAAAAUUAUUCUGAAUCCCAGAAGCCAGAACAGCAAGAGGGAUCUGGCUUCUGGGAUACCGUGUGGCUGUUCUGGCUUCUGGGAUAACUGCGCCAAGCCUCUUCAGGGCAGAGGGAUGAAGGCUCCCCCUGCCCGAAGAGGCUGCGCACGGCUAAGGCAGAAGUCAGGACAGGCGCGUCGCUGAAGGGGUGCUGCACAGUUCUCCCUCUCUGAGAGGGAGAACUGUGCAGCGCCCCUUCAGCGAAGCUGGAGAAGGAACAGAAGGAGACCCUCUGUUCGUCCUCCGGCUUUGCUGGACAGGCGCCCCUUCAGCGAAGUGGGAGGAGGAACAGAAGGGGGCUCCGUUCCUCCUCCCGCUUUGCUGAAGGAGUGCUACGCAGCUCUACCUUUCUUCUCAGCACCAUUCGCUCCAUAAGACGCACUCACAUUUCCCUUUACUUUUCAGGAGGAAAAAGGUGCGUCUUAUGAAGCAAAAAAAACGGUAUUUACAGUGGUACCUCUGGUUGUGAAUGGGAUCCGUUCCGGAGGCCCGUUCGCAACAUGAAAAGAGCACAACCCGCAGCGGCGUGUCUGCGCAUGCGCGGGUUGCGAUUUGGUCUUCUGCGCAUGCGCAUAACAUCAUUUUGCGCUUGUGCGCAUGCACGAGCGGCGAAACCCCGAAGCAACCCUUUCUGGUACUUCCGGGUCGCCGCAGGACGUAACCUGAAAAAACAUAUCAUGAAGCAAACAUAACAUGAGGUAUGACUGCAUUUGGUUUUUCAACUUAAAAUAUAUCAAACAUAAAUCAUAAAGACAAGAUUCCAAGGAAUCUCCUGGACUUCCAUCCUCCCUUAUGUGGGUCCUAUUAUUAAUCAAUCCCUCCCGCAUCUUUUAUGAUAAUCCAAACCAUUUACCUCUUCCAUUAUGUCCAGAAUUCAACCUUAAACUACAAGUGAUAUUCCAAUCCUAAUAACGAUUUUAACUCUUUCCAAUGGUCUUUAAAAUAAGUCAAAAAUUUCCCCCAUUCCUUGUAAAAAAAAAAAUGGUCUUCCUGAUUUCUGACUCUUCCGGUCAUUUUAGCCAUUUCAGCAUAGUCCAUUAACUUCAUCUGCCAUUCUUCUCUGGUAGGAACUUUAUCUUCUUUCCAUCUCUGAGCCAGUAACAUCCGUGCGUGGUUAUGUACGUGGUUGCGUACAUAAAUAGUCUUUUCUGCUCCUUUGGGUUUUUGGCACCUAGAACUCCAAAAGGAAGGCUUCAGGCUUUUUAAUUAAGUACUUAACCAGAGGUACCACUGUAGUAAUAGUAAUAAUAAUAAUAAUAAUAAUAAUAAUUAUUAUUAUUAUUAUUAUUAUUUUCCUGCAACGUCAUUCAUGCUGCCCGCUUCACAAGCUUCCAAGGCUGUCCAAUGGUAGGGCUGGCCUUGAGCAGGAGACAGAACUCCUUGCAUUCCAUGUAUGGUCAAUAAAUACCACAGGAGCAUACCUUCCAACAUUUCUCCGAUGAAAACAGGGACAUUCUAUUCAACAACAACCAUAAUUUUAUUAUUUAUUCCCCGCCCAUUUGACUGGGUUGCUCCAGCCACUCUGGGUGGCUCCCAACAUAUAUAAAAUCACAAUAAAACUAUACAGGGCUGCCUUCAGAUGUCUUCUAAAGGCUGUAUAGUUGCUGAUCUCCUUGGCUCGGGGGGUUGCAUAACUCCAUACCCUCCAACGUUCCUCCGAUGAAAAUAGGGACAUCCUAAGGCAGGGGUCUGCAACCUUUAAGACAAAAAGAGCCACUUGGACCCGUUUCCGAAGGAAAAAAAACUGGGAGCCGCAAAACUCGUCAUUAUAAAAAUAACUUUUUUGUCACUUUUUUAUUAUUUCUUUGUUUGAGCCAUCAGAAUUACUCCUCCUCAUAGAAAUAAACCUUAAAUUAACAAGUUACCUUUUGUGUGUGUGUGUUCUUCACUCCCCUUCAAAACAGUGACCAGCGUACAUGCCCCUUCCAAUGUAGCGGGCGGGCGGGAAGGUGACGUCGGGACGGUGUGUGACUAACGCACGCACUGCCCCCAUGCAACGUCACAGCCAGUACAGCGCCCGCCACAGUGGGGAGUGUCGGGGCGCACAAUGCGCCUCCUCCCCUCGCUAGUAUCCGCCCCGGAGCCGCGGCAAAGGUGUAAAAGAGCCACAUGCGGCUCCGGAGCCGCGGGUUGCAGACCCCUGUCCUAAGGGAAAGCGGGAUGGCUUUUGUACAUGUGGAUCUGUCCCUGGAAAAUAGGGACUCUUGAAGGGUCUGAGGGAACCAGGGGGACACUUCCCUUUCCAUUUGGCAGGUAGAGAAGGGGCUGUGAGACAAAAGGCCGGGAACCCAAUGCCACAGCACUUCUAAUAUAAUUUCCACCCCCAUCAUUCAGCCCAGACACUGAGGUUCAGCUCCGAGGGCCUUCUGGUGGUUCCCUCACUGCGAGAAGUGAGGUUACAGGGAAUCAGGCAGAGGGCCUUCUUGGUGGUGGUGCCCACCCUGUGGAACGCCCUCCCAUCAGAUGUCAAAGAAAUAAACAACUAUCUGACUUUUAGAAGACACCUGAAGGCAGGCCUGUUUAGGGAAGUUUUAAAUGUUUGAUGUUUUAUCACAUUAUUAUUAUUAUUAAAUUUUUAUUUAUACCCCUCCCUUCCCAGUUCAAAAACCGGGCUCAGGGCGGCUAACAACAAAUUUAAAACACUUAAUUAUAAAAGCAGCAUAAAAUACAGUAUAAAAACAUGAAUAACAAUAAAAUUCAAAAAGCACUUAGAUAAUCCCCAGGGCUAGAUGGCUGAAUUGGUCCUACUUGGGCCAGCGAGGAGGCCAGGGGAGAAUUAGCUGUGGGGUCUUAGAGCAGGUGAUCUUCAGAAAAGGGGAGGAGGAGGGAAGGGAAGGGAAGGGAAGGGAAGGGAAAGAAAAGAUCAGGCUGAAUUCAAAUUAAAGGCCAGGCGGAAUAGCUAUUAUUAUUAUUAUUAUUAUUAUUAUUAUUAUUAUUAUUAUUAUGUUGGGAGCCACCCAGAGUGGCUGGGGAAACCCAGCCAUAUGGGUGGGGUAUAAAUAAAUUAUUAUUAUUUAUUAUCUCCUUCUGCUCCCUUAGAUAACUCCAUGGCUAUCCGUGCCGGGGGAUGUUUUCCUGGCGACGCAGCGGUGACCUUGUGGACCGGCGAAAAGAGAGGCCUCUCGGAUCUCCGGCGAGGGGACUACGUGCUCAGCGUCGACCAGAGUGGACAGGUGACCCCCAGCGAGGUUUUGCUGUUCCUCGACCGGGACCAGCACCGGCGGACCACCUUUGUGGCUAUCGAGACGGACGGACCCGUCCGCCGGCUCCUCCUCACGCCCUCGCACCUCGUGUUUGCCGCACGGGACCCGGCCAACAACACGGCGGACUUCUCUCCGGUGUUUGCCAGCCGGGUGCGCGUGGGAGACUCUGUGCUGGCGCACCGGGCGGGCGGCCGCCAGCUGCACCCCGCUCGGGUGGUCCGCGUGUGGCGGCAAGAGGGCGUCGGGGUGUACGCCCCUUUGACUUCGCACGGCACCAUUCUGGUGAACGGGGUGCUGGCUUCUUGCUACGCCGUCCUCGAAAGCCACCAUUGGGCCCAUCGGGCCUUCGCCCCACUAAGGUUGGCUCACCGCCUCCUCUCGCUGCUGCCUCUCGCAGGUGAAGCCAGGAACUGCAGCGCCCAGGAAACGGGCAUGCAUUGGUAUUCACAGUUCCUCUACCGGCUGGCAUGGGGCGUGCUGGGCCAGGACACUCUUCACCCAUAGAGAGACUCCAGCCUGCUGGGCAGAUUUAAGCUAAUCAAGCCAUAAGACAAGGAUAAGGAGUUUGUGCUCCAGCUUGGCCCAUGCCUUAUUGGCCAUGAUUCCUUAGAUCAGUGGUUUUCAACCAGUGUGCCGUGGCACCCUGGGGUGCCUUGAACGAUGGUCGGGGUGCUGUGGGCAACACUGAUCUCUGUCCCUCUUUCCUUCCCUCCCUCCUCUGAUGCCCUCUUGCAUCUCUGCCUCCCAAAGGCCUGCACAGCUGUUUGUUGCUGCAGCAUCCCUGGCUACAAGCACCUCAGGCGAGUGGUGUCUCUGGGGCUGGCCAGGGGGUGCUUCCCAGGCCUCUGUGGGGCAGUGUGAGGAGGCAACUCUCUUUGGGGUGGGGAGGGGGGUAGCUCAAAGACCAAGGGCAGUGGCGGCAGCUGCCCAGAGGACGCCCAAGGAGAUGGGAGAGGAGAGGAGGCCGAGGGAACACUCCACAAGGGAGGGUGCUCAAAAAUGAGUGAGAGGCUGCCAGCUCUGCAGGCCUAACUGGGCUCCUGACCUAACUGGGCUCCUGAGCCCCACAGAGGUGCCGCAGGAAGAAUGUAGUCGCUCAAGGGAGCCGUGGACCCCAAAAAGUUGAAAACCUCUGAUGCCUCCUGAAACUACUUGCAGCGAAAGAGAGGGAAAGGGUUUGUCGGCAGCGUAGGAUUUGGAAUGCCCGACUUGAAUGCGCCUGUCGUGGGCUGCAUUCAGAAGGCCCUGGGCUUUUACCCAGACGCGUCUGUGGAACUUGCAAACAUCGAAAGGCGCUCUCCAUCCCUCCUCCUCCUCAAUUUAGCACAAAGCCAGUAAGCCCCACUGUCUGGUUUUUAGUGGGUGGGGUGGAUUUCCCUCGUUCCAGAUGGUUGUCCCGAUCUCUGCUUGACAUUAGCAUAAAACGAGAGGUUGCUCUUCGGCCGCUCCACAAAGAUGAGUGGGGGGGGGGGGAGGCACAAACAAGAGAUCUCAUGCCAAGGAGGUCUGAGAGAAUGACUUGGGUCUGUGCCCUUGCCCUUGCCCCCUCCCUCCCACCUCCAGAGGUGCACUGCAGUAUUCAGAAGACAUGCAAAAAUAACCAAGGGGGUUCCAUUGGCUGCCCCUAAUUCUAGAGGUGCAUCCGCAAUGAUGUAGUCUGAAGAAAGGGCUGGGCAAUUAGCCCGAGGGUCCUAUUUGUGGGUGCUUUGAAACUUGGCGUGCACAGGGUCACUUUAACCUGGCAUCCUUGACUUAACCUAAGUCACAACACUGGAUUCAAUGGGAAGGAAGGUGGAGUGGUUCAAGAUGGAAGACUCCAGUCUCUCGCAGAGAAAGGGCUGUCUUGUUAUUCUGUAGGCUGGGGCAACUGGCUGGUUCUGUGAUGAUGGGGAGCCACGGCACCCUCAUUCCCUGCCUUUCUCUGCCACCUGGACCUCAUGUGAAGCUCACCCCACCCCCUCUCUGUGCAUUUGUGGUGUGGGGGCAAGCUUAACACUUAACUUUUGAAACUUAAAAGUCCAUUCCUUCACACUUACGAAGCCUGUUGUAACCCUUAGCUGCCGCUUCAGAGUUUUUAUUUUUAUAUUUAUAAAGUAGUAAUUUAAGUGUGGUCUGUCGCCACCUCUUGUCUCGUGUUGGGUAUUAAUUUGACGUUUUGCCAGGAAGAGGAUUGCAAGGGCUGGGGUUAUUUUUGUAAGCUGUGUUUUAACGUCUCCUUCCCCACCUCCCUUUUUUUUAAAAUAGUAUUUUUAUGUGUGUUUUACUAAAGAUAAUUCCUUUG